Messenger RNA from Rotaria socialis, 351 nucleotides. The record is from the annotation of a GenBank genome assembly. Lineage: Eukaryota; Metazoa; Rotifera; Eurotatoria; Philodinida; Philodinidae.
AUGUAUUCAAUACCGUUCAUUGGAAUUAUAUUAGUUAUUGCGGUUUUAAGUCUUUCAAAUACUCGAAAUAUGUUUACACAUCAAUUACAUACAAAACGAAAAAAACGCUAUUCAAUUAGUUAUGAUAGAAAUGAUGUUAAAAAUCCGUGUAUAAAAAUUCAAAUGCAUCCAUUUUCACAUUUAGAUACUAAUAAAUAUAUUCGAAAUGAAACAACAAUACCCUUACAAGACGAUGAAGAAUUAAUUAAAUCCGAAAUCUUAAUAGAAUUUUCGGACAAUGAUAUAAUUGAAUUACGUUUAGAACAAGAUUUUGAUUCUGACAACGAUGGAGAUUAUGAAAAUGACAAUUGA